Molecule: messenger RNA, 3219 nt
Organism: Asparagus officinalis (garden asparagus)
Lineage: Eukaryota; Viridiplantae; Streptophyta; Magnoliopsida; Asparagales; Asparagaceae
Exons: 5
Coding region: 21-3146 (1041 amino acids)
Source: RefSeq, a predicted model, not a curated record
GAUUUAGAGGGGUUCGACCGAUGGCGCGGAGUUCCCGUCACAAAUCUCACCGGUCUCAUAAGCACAGAGAUCGAUCGGACUCUGAAGACGAAGGGACUUCAGAGUCGGCUAGGGUUUCUAGGGUUUCGGAUCAAGAAAAGAGGAAACCUUCGUCUAAAGAUGGGGUUGGAACUAGCAAUGGUGAUUUAUCGGAGGAUCACGGCAGGAAGCGGAAGGAUAGAGGUGAAGACAGGCGGAAUGUCGGCGGUGAUGAUGAUUCUAGGGUAGAGAAGACGGCAAAGAAUGAUGAAAUUGAUGCAGAUGAUUUGGAAAAGAGUGUGAAAUCAAGAUCGAGUAGUAGCAGAAGACGAGAGGGUUCGCGUGAGAAGGAGGAGAGGAGGUCAGAGAAGGGAGCUAGUAGGAAAGAGAAAGAGAAGGAGAAAGAAAGGGAGAAGGGGUCGUCGGGGAAAGAGAAGAAGGUUCAGGAUUCUAGACGUGAGAGGUCUAGUGACGGAGCAAGAAGAAGAGAAGAAAAUUGUGCUAAGCAGGGAGUAGAAAUUUCUGAGCUUCAGAAUGAGAUGCACAAUCCUGAUCCUGAGGUAGAAAAAGAGCUUGAUAAACGCAGUGAAAGGAGAAAGGAUGGAUCUGGUGCCGGAAGAGAAGGCGACGAAGGAAAAGUAUCUUCUAGAGAUGAUAACUUGAAAAAGGGAAGCUACAAAGAUGAAAGGUACAAGGAAAAAUACAGGGAGGGGCUUGAAAAAGAAAAAUACAGGGAGGAGGUUAAAAAGGAAAAAUGCAGGGAGGAGCUUGACAGGGAUCAAAGUUGCCAUAAUGACAAGCGUAGAGAUGACCGCUUCUCAAGAACUUGCCUUAGUGAGAGGUCUGAUAGCAAGCAUUAUAGAGAUGAUCAGCGUGUUGAUGAUAAGAAAACGAAGCCGCAGCACAGUGAUGGCAGUCGGCAUGCUGAUGAUAAAAAAACUAAGCUGCAUGACAGUGAUCGUGAUGGCAUUCGUCAUGUUGAUGAUUACAGCCCCAAAACCAAAGAUAACAGGGGAACUAAAAGGUCAACUAAUGAGCUUGAGGAUCAAAAUGAUAUGAAACCUCAAAGUACAAAGGAACGGCACAAGGAUAAUGCUAAAAAUGGAUCUGGUUCAUGCUCUGACAGAGCUAGGCUGGAACAUCUGCAUAUUGAUGAUAUUGAUUCUACCCUAAGCAAUAGCCAAACAAAGGAUUCACCAAAUUCCAGUUCUUAUGCUGGCAAAGAUAGGAUUAGGCAUAACUCAAGGCAAGCCGAGUCCAUGUGCAGAGAGUCGCUAUCUGGAGAUAUGCAUAACUCUUACAAAGUUUCUAGAGAUCAUACUACUGCUUCUGGAGGGCGUGAAAAAAUAUGCACAUCUCGAUCUUUUGAGAAAUCUAAAUUGAAGGAUGACAUCCAAUCUGAUGUGGUCAUGACAGAUAGUGGAUAUGUUCCUCAUCGUGAUAGGAUCUUAAGAUCAGAUUCUUGUUCUUCUGCAAGUCAAGUGACUGGGAAAUCUCCUAUAUCUACCAGUGACAGGCGAUCAGAGAGAAUUACUUCCCGUCACAGCCUUGAGAUAAAAGAAGGGGAACAAAGAAGUAGCAGUUCCAAGGGCGGAAGAGGGGACACUUCAUUUAAUGGCAGGGAACUAGAAUACUUCAUGGAGAAACCCAAUAAGGAUGAUACUUCUCAGCUAGGCUCUAACCGAUCUACCCAGUUACAAGAUAUUUUACCUGGAAAUCUACCCCCUCCUCUGCCUGUCAGGACUAGCAUUGAUGGCCCUGGCAUAUUGGGCUCUUAUGAAGAUGAAGCUAUGCUUCAUAAUGGGGAGCACAAAAUCAGCACUCGCUAUAAAAGGGGUGCUAGUAUGGGAAGAGGUCCAGGAACUCCCUGGAAGAAUACUCCAACUUGGCCAUCUCCAGUUGCAAAUGGCUUCAUGCCCUUCCAACAUGGACCUCCUUCAGGCUUUCAUCCAGACAUUCUGCAGUUUCCUCCUCCACAUCCAUUUGGUAUCAGACCAUCUAUGGACUUGAACAACCCAUCCUUUCACAUCUAUGAAGGCAACAGGUUCACGGGUCAUGCUCGUCCUUUUGGGUGGCAUAGUCCAAAUGAUUAUUGUCCUCCUCACUCGCAAAUAUGGGAUGGAAACACCAACGUGUUUGGUGAUGAAUCCAAUAUCUUUGUUAUGCAGGAACAGGAUCAGAAUAGGCAUUUGCUCAGCAGUAAAGGAUGGGAGAUGAAUAAUUAUGUGUGGAAUGGACAGAAUGCAAACGCGAAGAUGUAUUCUCCUGUACCUCAAAAAGAACAUGAAUAUCCUCGACAACCUCUUGCUGAAAAAGAUCAGCCAAUAGCGGAUGUCAGUGUAGUCAAGCUAUUGUGUGAUUUGUCCUCGGCGAAACAAGUUGUUGGAACUUCUUCGAAAUCUCUUCUGGAGAAGACACCUGACCUUCAUGAAAUGCUUAGUGUAAAUGAUGCCUCUGAAAAGAAGAGCAGUGAUAAUUUUCGCUACUGCUGCACUUACCUUUCUAAGCUUGACAUAUCGCUUGAUCUUGUCCACCCAGAGUUGUAUAAUCAGUGCAUUUCUCUGAUGAAAGCUAGAGAGAGAAAUGUUACAAGCAAUAUUCCAAACCAGGGAGAAAGAAAGAGCAAUGUAGAGUUCAGAUUGGUGACUAAGAGCAAACAAUUUGCUCGUAAAUCUCUCUUUCCUACAGCAACAGAUUCUACUUUUCAGAGAGCCAUGUCCCUUUAUAGGAAGCAGAAGGAAGGACUGAAAGAGGCAAUGCAUUUUGCUAUACCAUCGGUAUAUCCUGGACAGGCUAGUCCUCCCAAAUCAGAUGACGAAGAGAAGACUUCAGAGGCUUUGCCAGCAAAUGCUCCCGCUGGUGACUACAUGGAUCGGAACAAAAGCACAGCUCUUGAUGCUGAAAGAGAACGCCAAAACGCUGGUGAUGGUGAUGAGAAACGGUGUGAUAACCCUAGCAACACUGAUGAACAACAUGUUGUUAAUUCUAAUGCUGCUGAGGUAGAAGUUUGUGAUAACAUUUCAGAUGCUGUUAUUUCUGUGGAGCGUCCAAAAGGAAGUGAGGGUAUUAUCCCAGAGUGUAGGUUAAAUCCAAGUCGGAUACAUCUCUCUGCUGAAAUUACACAUUAAAACAUUUCCAUUUAAUGCUUUUGAAAUGCAACUGUAAGCGCAGUUGGCCCUUAUAUUGCUUGCAGUUAUCUUA